AUGAAUAAUUUUAAAAACUUAUUGGAAGAAUAAAACGAUAGUCCUAAUUUCAUUGAAUUAAAUUAAACUAAUCUUUAGGAAUAAAUGGAUGAUAAAUAAGAUUAGUUAGAAUAUUUAAAUAAUUAAACAUUAUCCUAAGAGGAGCGUAAUUUGCCUAUUAUAGAAAAAAUAUAAAGUAAUAAAUGGCAAUUAAGAAAACUCGGCUACAAAGAAUUAUAAUAAUUGUUCAUAAAUCAUAACGAACUCAAAAACAUAUCACAAGCAGAAAAUACAAAAAUAUAAUCUAUAGAAAACUACGCACCUUGGUUAAAUAACAUAAUUAAUGAAAGCAAUAUGAUAGCAUUAAAUUAAGGAUUAUAAACAAUUUAAAUUUUUGUAGAUCUUAAUAAAGAUAUAUUAUCUAAUUAAAUAAUUACAUAUUAUAUAAGCGAAUUAAUUGAAAAAGCUUCAUUAUUAAAACCAUAAAUGCAAUAAACGGCAAUUGAUAUAUUAUUAAUAAGCUUAUAAAAAAGUGAGCACAAUUAUGCAUUAUAGGAAAUAAUGAAACGAUUUUUAAAUAAAAAUCCAAAAAUUGUAUUAUUUGCAUUAAAUACUAUUAACAUUGCUCUAGAAAACUAAUUACAAGAAAAUAUGAAUUUAUUUAAUAAUGAAAAUAUGCGUUAAAUAUUUAUUUAGAACUUAAAAUUAUUGAAACAUAUAAGUAAGGAAAUAAGAAAUGUUGCAAUAAGUAAUUUAAAAUUAAUAUAUUAAUAAUGCCAAGAUUCAUUUGAGGAGAUAAAGAAUUAAUUUAUGACUAAUUUAAGGUAAGUUCAUUUGAAAGAAAUAGAAGAAAUUUUCAAAAAAACGAAAAAGAAAUCCAAAUAAAUUCAAUUAAUAAUUGAAAAUACAAGCCAAAAUACUACCAAAGGAUAAUAAAAAGUAGAUUUACAUACAAUUGUACCAGAUAAAUUUUUCGAAAUUCCUUAUUUUUUACAAGUCAAUUUAAAAAUCAAUAAACUUGAGGAAAUGUCAUAAAACAUCUAAAAACUAAUAGACAAUAAGGCUAUUCCUAUAAAAGAAAAUAAAGACUAUUCGAAUAUAUUUAACGUGCUAAUUUCUUGUGUUUAAGAAAGCAACUUUUUAAUAUAUUCAGAAGCUAUUAAAUGUUUCCAAAAAUUAAUGAAAUUACUAAAAAAUGGAAUUACUUUUCCUAUAUUAAAACAUUUUUUAAGCCUGAUUUCUGAAAAGUUUAGAGGACCAAAAGCCAGAUAAUAAAAUUCUGUCGUCUGGUAAGCUUUAGAUGAAUGUUUAUUAAAUUAAUGCUGUUCAGUAGAAUCAAUAAUUGAAAUUCUUCUGAAUUAAGCAGAUAAUGAGAAAAAUCUACAUAUGAGAAUAGGAACUAUUAAUUGGUUAGGGGGGAGAUUUAUACCUUAUAGUGCAUAAAUAAUAAAAGAUUCAAUAAAUUUAUUAAAUGAAGAAAAUUAAAUUAUGUCGAAUAAAGGAGAAAAAAUAUAGAAAAUUAUGGAAAAUGUAAACAGGAAAAUAGAGCAAAUUAGCAAAAAGGCGCUGAAUUUAUAACUUAAAGAAGCAUGCUAAAAUUUACUUAUGAAAAAAUAAAAUGAUUAUUUUUAAGAAUUUGAUAAAGAAAACAAUAUUAACGAAUGUAAUAAUGCAAUAAUAUAAAAUUAAGAAAAUAAUAAAAUCAUUAAUAUUACAAAAAUAAUAUUAAAAAUAAUAAUAAAAAUGAUGAAAAUAUUUAUAAUAAUAAUAAUAAUAAUAAUAAUAAUAAUAAUAAUAAUAAUAUGGAUGUUCAAAAAUAAGAAGUAUUGA
Molecule: messenger RNA, 1809 nt
Organism: Ichthyophthirius multifiliis
Lineage: Eukaryota; Ciliophora; Oligohymenophorea; Hymenostomatida
Exons: 2
Biological process (GO): microtubule polymerization; centrosome duplication; mitotic spindle organization
Cellular component (GO): centrosome; kinetochore; spindle pole
Molecular function (GO): microtubule plus-end binding; microtubule plus end polymerase activity
Source: RefSeq, a predicted model, not a curated record